AUGUUAGAAUAUGUGGGUACUGCAUAUUAACUUUAUCACUUUGUCAGAGUGGAUACUUUUCCAACAUUGGAGGAUAUUGUAAUUAAGCAGCUUGUUACAACUAUGGAUUAGAUUAACAACACAAUGAUAAUGAGAGGUAUGUAUUUCGCUAGUGUGCCGGGAUACUUUUGGAUCGAACUCCAUAUAAAUAAGGAUAUUGCACGCUAUCAUAAUCAUGAUAGAGAUUUGUUGCUAUCGUUUAGCAGUCGGCUCGAUCAAAGAAAGACUUUGCUCCUUUAGAAACCUCUUAUGACUACUAAUAGUGAUAAGUAGAUGCCUGUUAACUUCUUUAUUUUGGAGGAAAAAUCUGAACAGUCUGAUGAAUCAAUUUAGAAAUAGAAGAAGAAAGCGUUAGCGGUUUAAUCUUAUAAAAUCCCAAAUCAUAAAUUAACUAAAAUACUGCCUUUCAAUCCAAUUAAUCAACUUGAAAAGAACAAACGAAAAACAUUAAAUCCGUAUAUAACCACCAAAGACACUCUAUAAUCAAAUUAAAGUAUUAAUGGAAAUUAGAAGGAUAGCUCCAAAAUUCAAAAAGAUCCAUCUGAUGUCUACUUAGUAAAUUUUCCAGAAAAACUUGAUAUGUCUGAUGAUAUCGCAGUUCUUGAUAUUGAAUAAACAAGUCUAAAAGCAAAUAAAUCAGUAAAUCCUAACAUUAUUGAUAAAAACUCUAUGAUAUCAAAUAAAAUGAAAGGCUCGAUACUUAGCAAAACUAAGAAAGGAAAACUUGAUUCUACUUUCAGAUAAUUAGUAGAUGAUGAUAUGACAGAUAAGGGUGACAUUUCGCAGAAUAACAUGCUUCAAACAGGAUGUGCGUUUGAGACAUAGAGAAACUUACUUGAAGAUGAAUAGGAUUAAGAUCAAUUGCCUGAUUUAAUGAUGAAGAACGGAGAAGAUGAUAUUGAUUUGCUAAAUAAAGAUAUCAGGAGAAGUGAAGCUUACAGCCGAAUAAACAGAAAGGGUGCUGCCCCGAUAACUCAAGGGCAUCCUUUACGAGCAGAAACCUUGGUCUAAAGAUAAACGUUUAUAUCCAGAGCUGAAUUUAUGGCCCAUAUUUAGAUUCCAAAAUCCGAUGAGACCAGACUAAUAAUCCCCUCUAACUCAAUGGUUAACAUGAAUGAGUAUCCUACAUUUGAGUUAAUGGUUAAAAAAGAACUAGAUGAGCACUUUUACAAGAUAAACUAGACAUAUGUAUAAAAAGGACUCUGGUGGAGAGCUGUCCCAGGUCACUAUUGGAUUGAGUUGAGAAUUGAUUAAAGCUUGAAAGAUAACUAUCUCAGAUUUAAAACUUCUAUUAAAGAUCCAAGAAAUAACAAACAUAUCUUGGGUUCUGAAAGUUCUCGCCGCAGAACUUAAUUCGUCUAUUUUUAAAACAUUGAAGAGUCAAUACCUAAGGUAGAUUUUGAAUAAUCUUAGUAGAAGCGUAGAACAGAGAUUAAACAGAAUGAUAUCAACAAACUUAAUUCAAUAUCUUCUCAAUCAAUCAGUGUUGCGAAUUCUUAGCCAGAUGAGACAAAGAAUCAAACAAAUUUGGAAGAUACAUAUUCAAACCUCAUUUAAUCGCUCAAAUAAAUUAAUAAUAAUAAUUAAUAAUAACUGUAACUCAAGCAGAAAGAUAAACUAAGUGUUGGAAACGGCGGAGAAGAAGGCAAGCAGUUGUAACUUAAUGGAAAAGAUCAAGAUGAUUUUGAAGUAAAAGAUUAAAAGUAGAUGAUACAGUUGAGAAAGUCAUUGAGAAAUCAGCAGUAAAAAAUGAAAGAAAAUGCUCCUGAUAAGAUUAAUCAAAAUGACUCCUACGAAAAUGAAGAAACUGUUUCUAAUGGCUAAUAAAGUAUAAAAUUACAAAUGCGGAUUCCUUAUACAAGUUCAUUAGGAGCAAAGUCCUAGUCUUAAUCAGUCAUUGAUAAAUAGUAGCAAAAUGUUUAGAUUAAUAUACAGGAAUACGCCAAGUCUCCUAAUCUAUAAAUUUUAAAGGGAAAGAGAUCUUCGAUGCAUGAUAGUGAAAACUUUUAAGUUGAAAGGAUAGAUAUAGACUCCUAAUAGCACUAUAAUUUCAAGGGAAAUAACAAGUCAUCUUCUAUACUUCCUUUCACUAUCGAUGAGCUUGCUACUCAUUAAAUACCUAUCAAAGGGAAAGGCAGCUCAAGCAGUAAGCGGAAUCCUUAAUGA
Molecule: messenger RNA, 2205 nt
Organism: Stylonychia lemnae
Lineage: Eukaryota; Ciliophora; Spirotrichea; Sporadotrichida; Oxytrichidae
Source: the annotation of a GenBank genome assembly